AUGUCUUGCUACGACCUGUGCCCCACUGCCAUUGGUGGCAUCUACCGCCCCCAGCCCCUCGCUGACAGCGGGAAUGAGCCAUGCGUCCGUCAGUGCCCUGACUCCACCACCCUGAUCCAGCCACCUCCAGUCGUCGUCACCUUCCCCGGCCCCAUCCUCAGCUCCUUCCCGCAGGAUUCAGUUGUGGGAUCCUCUGGAGCACCCGUCCUUGGGGGCUACGGGGGCUCCCUUGGCUAUGGGGGCUACGGCUCCCUGGGCUAUGGGGGUCUGUAUGGCCAUGGGGGCUCCUCGCUGGGCUACGGGGGUCUGUAUGGCUACAGGGGCUAUGGCUCCCUGGGCUAUGGGGGUCUGUAUGGCUGUGGGGGCUCCCUGGGUUACAGAGGUCUGUAUGGCUAUGGUAGAUCGUAUGGGUUUGGCUCUUGCAGCCCUUACUCCUACUGGUCCAACAGGUACAGCCGUGGCAGCUGCGGGUUCUGGUAA
Messenger RNA from Falco peregrinus (peregrine falcon), 480 nucleotides. RefSeq names its product scale keratin-like. NCBI's taxonomy places the organism in Eukaryota, Metazoa, Chordata, Aves, Falconiformes, Falconidae. The transcript has a single exon. Gene Ontology annotation, molecular function: structural constituent of cytoskeleton. The record is from RefSeq and is a predicted model, not a curated record. Gene Ontology annotation, cellular component: intermediate filament. Bases 1 to 480 code for a protein of 159 amino acids.